AUGGCUCUUUUCUAUGCACAAGGUGUCUGCUCAGGAACCCUCGAGUUAAAUUUGCCGGCGAGCAGGACAUUGACCACAUGCAUAUGGGCUUCACAGGAGAAGAGAGACGUAGACAAAGCACAGCCAGCAAAUUUCGAAGGGCUUUCCAAGCUUCCAUUCCUCUGGAAACAUUCUCGCUGA
Messenger RNA from Sclerotinia sclerotiorum 1980 UF-70, 180 nucleotides. RefSeq lists its product with no specific name. The record is from RefSeq and is a predicted model, not a curated record. Lineage: Eukaryota; Fungi; Ascomycota; Leotiomycetes; Helotiales; Sclerotiniaceae. The coding region runs from base 1 to 180 and encodes 59 amino acids. The transcript has 2 exons.